Papaver somniferum (opium poppy) is the source of this 1707-nucleotide messenger RNA. Its product is annotated as F-box protein At3g26010-like. NCBI's taxonomy places the organism in Eukaryota, Viridiplantae, Streptophyta, Magnoliopsida, Ranunculales, Papaveraceae. Gene Ontology annotation, molecular function: protein binding. The transcript has a single exon. The record is from RefSeq and is a predicted model, not a curated record. Bases 71 to 1369 code for a protein of 432 amino acids.
ACUGUUUCAAAUUAGGGUAAGAACAAGAGCAUCCAUUUGCCCUAGUUCUCUGCUCAACACAAAUUUCGCAAUGAAGAAGAAAAUGAAGCUGAAGGGCUCUUAUUAUUCUUCACUCCCCCAAAGGGUUACCCAAAACUUAACUGAGGAUAUCUUGUUUGAGAUUUUACUUCAUCUUCUUCUUAUUGAUACCUUCAAAUUUCACUGUGUUUCAAAGGUAUGGUUUUCUCUUCUCUCAAAUCCCAAUUUCUUAAGACAAUGGUAUAAACUCAACGGCUUAAAUAAGUCUCUACCAUGGGGAUUAGUUUAUACUAUUAUGUCCCAUAAUUACCGGCUGAGAAGUAAGUUUACAAUUGCAUGUCCUGAGUUGCAUUCACGAUUUAUAACCGGUCAUCGAAAUGAGUUUUCACUUAGGUUCUUGUAUGAAAGACUAAAUUCCAGAAAAGAUGGAUUAUACCUUAUAUGUUCAAGUAAUGGGUUGGUUCUCUGCACAACAACCAAUUUUAAUCCGAUGAGUUAUUAUGUUUGCAAUCCACUCACUAAGAAAUGGGUUUCGCUUCCUCCACCACCACCACCAAGAGAAAAAAAUUGGGUUGUGACUGGUUUCCAUUGUGACGUUUGUUCUUCAUCAUCAGUCAUUUCUACUAGUUACCAGGUUUUUCGUAUACCCAAGUUUGAACCAGCAAAACAGUUUAAAGUUGAAAUUUUUUCUUCUGAUUCGGGUGAAUGGAACACCCGUCAAGUUUCAAGUCCUAAAGACAUUACUUGGGAUUACUCCAGUUAUAACAAUGUCGUUACCCAUAAUGGUGUUUUGUAUUGGAUCCAAAAGCAAAACAGGAUUCUAGCUUACAAUUUCAAGAACAGCAGCAAUGGUGAGUGUUGCGGUAAUCAUUGUAGAUUGAUUGACUUGCCUGAUGUGGAGUCAACAGAGAAUGAACCAGAUAAUGAUGAUUUUUACUAUAGUAGACAGUGUCUUGGGGUGUCGGAAGGGAUGAUCUGUUACGGUAGAAUUACGAGAAUGGACAUGACUUCGGGUGUUUGGGUGCUCGACGAGGAAUGGAAAUUGUUACACAAGGGUGAAAUACCUCAUGACAUGUUGGCAGAAAUCGAGUCUCGGUUGACUGGUGGAUAUAUCUGUGAUACUAUUACACAAGUCCAGUUUUUAGGUUUCAACCCAGUCGACCAAAAUGUGGUUGUACUUGGUCCCAAGAAUAACGUUUGGUCUUACAAUAUCAGCACUCAGGGGUAUCAACAGCUCUCUCAUCCUUCUUUUUUGGCUACCUAUCAUUCCUCCCGUAGUCAGAUGUGGCUUACUUUCGCAUUUUCCCUGAAGCCUUGGCCAACAAUACUUCCACCAGCCUCUUGGAGAUAGACACAUUUAUGGAUCUUGGAUGUUGGAAUAUUCAAUAGAGAACAGAAAGAUGAAGAUAUAGUAGGAUAUAUUCGCAGAACCCAUUUUCGCCUUUUAAGUUGGAUGUUACUCUGCGGGUUUUCUUGUUCAACAGUUGAAUGGUGGCCAUGAACUUGCAGUGUCCUGGCAUGUCACUUGGUUGUUUCGUAAGUAUGCUAUAACAGGUUUUGGCUUUUGAAAAAGAGAUUCUGUAGUUGGAGGAAUUUAUUUUUCUAUCACUUUCAUCAGAAUCCAGAUGCAUAAGAAGUUUAUAAGUUACUAUCAUAUUCAAGGAGAUAGAAGAUCGGAAGUUUGAAAUU